Molecule: messenger RNA, 930 nt
Organism: Aspergillus calidoustus
Lineage: Eukaryota; Fungi; Ascomycota; Eurotiomycetes; Eurotiales; Aspergillaceae
Source: the annotation of a GenBank genome assembly
AUGAGACUAUCCGUCCGCAUCGGGGGGGCCGCCCUCCUUAUCACCGCCAUCUUCCUCCUCGGCCGCCUUUUCAACGCCGCACACCACGCUCCGCGUCCACGCACAUUCUGGACCUUCAAUGUCGGCUCCCGACCAGAUCCUGCCGAGCUUGCCUCGUGGAAGUCGCGAUGGCCAAAGGAUCAGACUGGCGUCUCGGGCCAGCACUACGAUAUCAGUCCCAUCGUCGUCCCGAAUGACCGGAUCAUCGUGAUGGCAAAGCUAUCGACGGAGGAUACAAACUGGGUCAGCGCCGAUUUGACAGACUGGCGGAAUUUCAUCUACGUCGUCGACGACGUAAACGCGCCGCGACACACCCCCAUGAACAAAGGCCGCGAGGCCCUUGCCUACCUCCAAUACAUCGUCGAACACUACGAUGACCUCCCCUCGACGAUCGUCUUCAUCCACAGCCACCGCGAUGGCUGGCCUGGCGCCUGGCACACGGACACAAUGGACUACAGCAACGUGGAAUCGAUUCGGUCGUUACAAAUUGACUUUGUGCAACAAAACGGUUACGCCAAUCUCCGCUGCCAGGAGACCCCCGGCUGCCCCGACGAAAUCCGCCCAGGGAGAAACCCCCCACGCCCGGGUAAAAACGUCGAGAGUAUCUACCCGGAUGCGUGGCGGGCGCUGUUUCUCGACGACAACGUCCCCGAAGUCAUUGGCGUUCCGUGCUGCUCGCAGUUCGCGGUCUCCCGUGAACAGGUUCUGAAACGUCCGCUGAGCGACUACCAGCGAUACUACAACUGGGUUCUCACAAACGACCUCCCAGACGACAUGACCUCCCGUGUGAUGGAGUACACUUGGCAUAUUAUCUUUGGGCAGGAGCCUGUUUACUGCCCCGACGUUUUCCAGUGUUACCAAGACGUCUAUGGUAACCCUUUCUUCUGGUGA